Molecule: messenger RNA, 1581 nt
Organism: Sipha flava (yellow sugarcane aphid)
Lineage: Eukaryota; Metazoa; Arthropoda; Insecta; Hemiptera; Aphididae
Exons: 10
Coding region: 2-1525 (507 amino acids)
Biological process (GO): sno(s)RNA catabolic process; mRNA catabolic process
Cellular component (GO): nucleus
Molecular function (GO): phosphodiesterase decapping endonuclease activity; snoRNA binding
Source: RefSeq, a predicted model, not a curated record
AAUGUGCAUGGAUCAGGGUGGUUUUGAUCCGCUCGUGGUUAACCCGGCUUUAUGCAUUAUCUGUAAAACUUGUACUAAAACAACGAUACUACUGCUGAUAACAGUACACAUUAAUACACAUCGAAUAUUUGAUUAUUCGUUCCAGAUUUGUGGACAAAAUAUGGUCGAUCGAUGUAUGGUUCAAACUUGUUCAGUGCCCAAUUGUGACAGUAAAUUAAUUAAAGACAAUGGGAUUAUUUUCUAUCGGAUCCCUCUGCACAAUUCAAAAUCGUUUGAGAGGUGGUCUAAAGCCCUAGAAAUCGAAAAUUGGACACCGACAGAAAAUUGUGUAGUGUGUAGCAAACAUUUUCAAAAAUAUAGUGACCAAACAUCACCAUCUGAAGUUUCAUUCACAGAUUUGUUAUGCGGUUCAGUGCUAAACGAUUCAAAACGUAAAAUAUGUUCAAUGAACAAUAAUAAGAGAAAAUCUAAUAACUUAGAUCAUACAAAUACUAAACGGUUGCAAAAGGGAAUCAAGAAAACAAUUCCUAUUACAUUAAAUAAAUAUGGAACAAGGAAUUUUGAACAAGGUUGCUUUGUUCAAACCUGCCAAGCACCAAAAGAUCUACCACUUUAUAGAUUUCCCUAUAAUAAUAAACAUUUAUUACACAUAUGGUCUAAAAGAAUUGGAUUAAGUACAUUAUAUGAUUUGGAAUUGUAUUUAGAUAUUACCAUUUGUAAAAAUCAUUUUCAUGAAGAUUGUUAUGAUAAAAACUCAUUGCAGUUAAAACCUAACGCUAUUCCAUCAAUAAAUUUAAUUGAUUAUUUAGGACCUCCUGAAAAUUGUUUCUCGACAACUACAAAUUCUGAAGAAAUUUCAAUGAUGACUUCUAAUGGUGAUCAUACGUGGGGGUGGUUAGGUAGUACUGAACAAUUUGGGAGAAUUUCAGAAUUAAAUGAGUUUAUAGAAAUACCUAAAUCUCAACUGCAAGAUGAAAAAUAUGCAUGCUUUGCUCAAGCUGCUCAUUGUUUCAUUUAUGCAGAAAACAGUAAAAAAGUAUUCAACAUUUACCAUCCUCGAGCAACAAUUCUUAUGCAAUUGAGAUAUGAUGGUUAUUUUGGAUUUCCUGGUGGAUUGAUUGAUGCCAAUGAAGAUAUAGUAAAUGCAGUCAACCGAGAAAUGGCUGAAGAAAUAAAUUUAAAUACUGAUCUUCAUUCAGUUACCAAUGAUGAUCAUGUUAUAUCUCAUUGGAGUGAGAAAAAAAAAUUAGUUUUACACUUUUAUAAAUUAAAAGUAACUAUGGCUGAACUAAUUGAAAUUGAAAAACGUGCUUUACUUGCACAAGAUUAUGGGAGUGAAGUGCUUGGAACUGUCCGGAUUCCCUUGUACACAUUGGGUGAUCAUUAUCGUGGAUUUCCAGUGUUCUUGAAGCAUAACUUCAUUGGUUGUUCACGGGAACAGCUUAUUGCUGCACUUUCUAUAUUAAAUAUUAUGAAACCUGAAGAAAUUAAAUUAGCUUUAAGUGCAAAUAGUAUAAAUAUAUAAUUGCUGAACCUCUUAUAAUGAGUCGUUUAAAUUUUUUCUACUUUUACUUAAAAAUA